AGUCGAACUAGAAACUAAAAAGGGAUGUUUAUGACUCUUAUUGAGGGCACAAGCUGCACAAGAAUGAAAUAGUGAAAUGGAAGAGACAUGAAGAGAAUUGUUACGAAGCAAACAAGCAAGCAGCCGGUGAUUGGAAUGGCCCAGGCGAUUAUGCCAAGUGGUAGAGGGAGUUUUGGUGGUGGUCAUGGCGAGACGGACUAGGUAGACAUCCAUAGGCAGCUCAUACACGUCAUCCUUAUUCUGGCCGCGUAGUAGAGGCUCCCCCGUGGCUAGGUCCUUCACAACAAAACAAUCAGAAAAAAAUUCCACCGAAACCUGGUUAGAUUUACAUAACUAGGAAACAGAUAACAAGUGACGUUUGAUAGUCGGAACACAAAGCACAUCACGGAAAGAUAAACAAGUUGAAGAAGUAGAGAUAUGAGAGUCGCCAGUGUGAGAAAUCGUUAGACUUUACCCGUCGCCGACUAGAACCUCACCGGGACCAUGAUAAUCUGUAUAAAGAGAGAGACCGCAGAGGCCGGGAGUCAACAAGCCUGGUUGGAGAAGAAUAGAUGGCGAUGGCGGUGUGAUGUGCUUGAGGUCGGCCGCGAAUAUGGUAGCAUUCCCUGGCGGUGUGAGCCAGCUUAUCUCAGAACUGGCAGAGGAGUUGUAGGCGGCCAAGGAGAGAGGGAGAUGAGGGGAGAGCUGCCGAGACAGGAGGACCACGAGAUAGGGAGUGACCAUGCCGAGUGGGAUCAUAAUAAAAGGAAGGACCAAUCAUUUGUUGUCGACGAGGACUGUCGUGGCCUCGAGCAGGAGGAGAAGAGCGACCGCGACUAGUGGAGAAGGAUGUAGUUGGAGCCGAGGAAGGGCAAUGACGAACGGUUGCAAGCUCAGUCUCAUAAUCGACCAGACGAUCAUGGAGAUCUUCAAGAGUGAUAGUAGUGUCACGAGCACGGAUGGCGGUAGAGAGAGUGUCAUAUUCUUCUCGAAGACCGCAGAGAAUAUGAAGAAUCAAAUCUUCAUAGGCGACCGGAACUUGGACUAGAGCAAGCUCAGUGGCGGUCAUGUGCAUCGCUUCUGUUUGAGAUUCAUAACCCGCUGCCGGGACUGGCUAGCGUACAUGCGUUCGAGUAUAGUCCAGGCUUCGUGAGUGGAUUUGGCAGCGGUAACAUAAUGAGCAACAGCAGGUGAGACAUGAGCCAAAAUUGUGUGAAGAAGUAGUUGGUCUUGCCUGGACCAGCGUGUGCGAAUAGCGACUGGAGCAUCGGAAGCCGGCUAAGGAUGAGUGCCUUCAAUGAAGCCAAGAAGGGCGA
Molecule: messenger RNA, 1295 nt
Organism: Linum trigynum
Lineage: Eukaryota; Viridiplantae; Streptophyta; Magnoliopsida; Malpighiales; Linaceae
Source: the annotation of a GenBank genome assembly